Condylura cristata (star-nosed mole) is the source of this 674-nucleotide messenger RNA. Its product is annotated as EF-hand calcium-binding domain-containing protein 1-like. The transcript is spliced from 5 exons. Gene Ontology annotation, molecular function: calcium ion binding. Bases 1 to 618 code for a protein of 205 amino acids. NCBI's taxonomy places the organism in Eukaryota, Metazoa, Chordata, Mammalia, Eulipotyphla, Talpidae. The record is from RefSeq and is a predicted model, not a curated record.
AUGGACCAGAAAGCUCUAAAGAAACUGGUAGAAUCCAUUAGUAAUACUGUUAAGACCUUCAAAAAAAAUGAAAUAGAGUGUCUUAUAAGACUUUUUCACAGCUUGGUAAAAACAACAGAUAAAAGGCUUGAUAAUGUUGGAUUAGAUCUUAAUGCAUUUCGAGGGAUCCUGCACAACACAUUUGGAAUGACUGAUGAUUUGCUACUGAAUAGGGUGUUCUAUGUAUUUGACAAAGACAAAGAUAACUGUGUAAAUGUAAAAGAGUGGGUUAAAGGAUUAUCAGUGUUUCUUCGAGGGACUUUUGAAGAAAAACUAAAGUUUUGUUUUGAAGUUUAUUAUUUAAAUGGUGAUGGCUACAUUUCUCGGGAGAAAAUAUUUGACAUGUUGAAGAACAGUCUACAUCAACAGUCAUCUGAAGAAGAAGGUGAUGAAGCAAUAAAAGAUCUAGUUGAAAUUGCACUGAAGAAAAUGGAUUAUGACAACGAUGGCAAGAUAUCUUUUGCAGACUUUGAAAAAGCAGUGAAAGAAGACAGACUUUUGUUGGAGGUGUUUGGACCAUGUUUACCAGAAGCAAAGGUACAGUGCCAAUGGUUCAAAGAAAACUUGAAAGGAUCGUAAUCAUAAAGUAAUACUUGCAAGAUAUUCACCUAUAUAAGCCUUCAACCCCAGCUGAA